Betta splendens (Siamese fighting fish) is the source of this 3454-nucleotide messenger RNA. Its product is annotated as leucine-rich repeat neuronal protein 1-like. Gene Ontology annotation, molecular function: protein binding. The record is from RefSeq and is a predicted model, not a curated record. Lineage: Eukaryota; Metazoa; Chordata; Actinopteri; Anabantiformes; Osphronemidae. The coding region runs from base 582 to 2729 and encodes 715 amino acids. The transcript has 2 exons.
GAGCUAAACAAAGAGCUGUCGUGGCCCCCCGACCUCCUCCAGCAUCGCUCCCAGCCGCCUGCAGCUCGUGGCGGGGCAGGGUGGGACUUUUGUUCCCAUGGUGGCUGGUGACAGAGCAGAUGGUGAGGUCGCCUGCCGGGGCGCCGCUGUCGCCGUGAGACGCGCCUCAGUCCAGCUGACCUGCGCCAGGCAGCUGCUCGUCACUGGAAGCCGCGCGCCGCAGCCAUUCACUCCGUAGCGCCGUCGCCGGAGCGGAGCGGACCACGAAUUCCCGUCAACGAGGCUUUUUAACCCGUGCUGUUGAAAUUAAACCGGCGCCCCUCGCACCGCCCGGGACCCGCGGAUGCUGCACGGGUCAGACGCCGUAGCCUGCAGCAGUCUUGCGCGCGGAGGAGACGGCGCUUCGUAGGUUCAGAAGCUUCCUCUUCUCGACUAUCGCCUGUGGAUUCGAAGACACCGCCCUUCAGGGGAGCGACGGCAGCGGAGGAGGCUCGUGCUCAUGAGCCCUCACACCCUGAACGCCUCCCUGAACGCCGCCUCUGGUUUUAGCGCCGCGUGAGCGGAGAGAGCUAGCGAACGGCAUGGCGCCUAGCGCGACGCGCCGCCCCCCGUUGCUCUGGCUGUGCGCGGGGCUGCUCCUCGCCCUGCCGGCGCCCGCCCGGGCCAAGGCCUGCCCCCGCUUGUGCGUGUGCGAAAUCCGGCCCUGGUUCACCCCGCAGUCCACCUACAAGGAGGCCAUCACGGUGGACUGCAACGACCUGAGGCUCACGCGCAUCCCGGCCAACCUGUCGGCCAACGCCCAGGUGCUGCUGCUCCAGAGCAACGCCAUCUCGCGCACCGGCGGCGAGCUGGAGGCGCUGUUCAACCUGACCGAGCUGGACCUGUCCCAGAACAACUUCAGCACGGUGGAGGCCGUGGGCCUCCGUGGCAUGAACCACCUCACCACCCUGCACCUGGAGGAGAAUCAGAUCACCAAGCUGCCGGACCGCUGUCUGGGGAACCUCUCCAACCUCCAGGAGCUCUACAUGAACCACAACCAGAUAAGCUCCAUCGCGCCUCUGGCCUUCGCCGGCCUGCGCAGCUUGCUGCGGCUGCAUCUCAACUCCAACAAGCUCAGCGUCAUAGACAGCCGCUGGUUUGAAGAAACGCCCAACCUCGAGAUCCUCAUGAUUGGGGAGAACCCAGUCAUUGGCCUCCUGGACAUGAACUUUAAGCCUCUGGGAAGCCUGAGGAGUCUGGUUCUAGCGGGCAUGGACCUCACCGACGUCCCAGCGAAUGCAUUUGUGGGCCUGGAUAACCUGGAAAGCAUUUCGUUCUAUGACAACAAACUAGUAAGAAUUCCCCAACUGGCACUUCAGAAAGUUCCCAAUCUGAAAUUUUUGGACUUAAACAAAAAUCCAGUUCACAAAAUCCAGGAGGGUGACUUCAGGAACAUGCUGCGUCUGAAGGAACUGGGCGUCAACAACAUGAUGGAGCUGGUGUCCAUUGACAGAUAUGCGCUGGACAACCUGCCAGAGCUAACGAAGCUAGAGGCUACAAACAACCCCAAGCUGUCCUACAUCCACAGGCUGGCCUUCAGGGACAUGCCCUCCCUGGAGAGCCUGAUGCUCAACAGCAACGCCCUGACCGCGCUUUACAAGAGCACCGUGGAGGUGCUGCCCAACCUGCGGGAGAUCAGCCUGCACAGCAACCCGCUGCGCUGCGACUGCGUCAUUCAGUGGAUGGCCUCCAACAGGACCACGGUUCGCUUCAUGGAGCCGCUGUCCAUGCUCUGCGCGUCCCCGGAGGAGCUCAAGGGCCGGCGGGUCCGGGAGCUGAGGCCGCUGGAGCCCUCCGAGCAGUGCCUGCCCCUCAUCUCCCACGACACCUUCCCCGGCCACGUGAGCCUGGACCUGGGCGCCAGCGUCAGCCUCGACUGCAGGGCCAUGGCCGAGCCCGAGCCCGACAUCUACUGGGUGACGCCCCUGGGGAGCAAAAUCGCCACGGACACCGCGUCGGAGCGCUACCACCUGAGCAGCGAGGGCACCCUGCGGCUGUCCCACGUGCAGGUGGAGGAUUCGGGCCAUUACACGUGCGUGGCCCAGAACACGGAGGGCGCCGACACGCGGGUCGUCACCGUGCGGGUGAACGGGACCCUGCUGGACACCGCCCAGGUGAUGAAGAUCUACGUCAAGCAGACGGAGUCCCACUCCAUCCUGGUCUCCUGGAAGGUCAACUCCAACGUGAUGUCGUCCAACCUCAAGUGGGCGUCGGCCACCAUGAAGAUCGACAACCCGCACAUCACCUACACCGCCCGCGUCCCCGUCGACGUCCACGAGUACAACCUCACCCACCUGCAGCCGGCCACCGAGUACGAGGUGUGCCUCACCGUCUCCAACGUCCACCUGCAGACGCACAAGUCCUGCGUCAACGUGACCACGCGCGGCGCCACCUUCUCCCUGGACCUGUCGGAGCAGCACCCGAGCGCGGCCGUGCUCGCCGUCAUGGCGGCCAUGCUGGCCUUCCUCAGCCUGGCCACGGCGGCCAUCUACACGGCGCGCCGGUGGAAGCGGAAGAACUACCACCACUCCCUGAAGAAGUACAUGCUGAAGACGUCGUCCAUCCCCCUCAACGAGCUCUACCCGCCGCUCAUCAACCUCUGGGAGGCUGACGGGGACAAGGACAAGGACGGCGGCGCCGAGGCGAAGCCCUCCCCCGUGGACACCACGCGUAGUUAUUACAUGUGGUGAAGGUUCGGUGACGAGGCCUGGCCGCCUCUCACGCAGCACAAAAACACACACUUUUGCCAUUUUGGCGCAAAAGUCGGAUAAAGUUGCAAAUGUUUUUUUGUAUUGUCAGCUUUGCUAAUAAGGAGCAGAGUGAUCACCGACAGGAUUUUUAUUAGUAUAGCGUAUCGCCUUCGUUUGGUUUUUCCUAUCUAAGUGUUUGGGACUCCUCAACAUGGCAGCUGUAUUUAGCCUCCAGGUCGUCUUAGUUGCUAUGCUCUGUUUCCGUGGCACAUUUCGGACUCACUUUCCUUUGGGUUAAUAAUCCAGCGGUGGUGUUGGAGUGUUGUUGAAUAGAGACCAGUGUUUCUUUGUUCUGUAAAGCAGGUCAUCUGUGCACCGAUAGAUCGUGAAGUUUGUAUUAACUUCACUUAAAGGCUGACAGUGGGGUUUAGACUUGUUCAACCGUCUACUGAGUGUUAGCAAUUGUGCAGUAAUGUUGUAUCAACUAUAACUUUGAACUUUCUCUUUUAAAUUCCAAGAGAAUAGGAUUUUAGUUUGCUGGUAAGUGUAAUGUUAAAGCUAGGAAUACCAACAUAUAUACUUUUUAAGUGAACUAGAAAUUUUUGGGUUAAUUUUCCAUUUACUUGUUUUGCUAGACUUUGAUUUGCUAAAUGCUUAGUUUAUUAUUUCCGUGUGUAACAUGCAUACAGAAGAAAUGAAAAUAAAGAAUUUUGAGUUGUUUUGCA